Molecule: messenger RNA, 791 nt
Organism: Colossoma macropomum (tambaqui)
Lineage: Eukaryota; Metazoa; Chordata; Actinopteri; Characiformes; Serrasalmidae
Exons: 5
Coding region: 180-791 (203 amino acids)
Biological process (GO): immune response
Cellular component (GO): membrane
Molecular function (GO): tumor necrosis factor receptor binding
Source: RefSeq, a predicted model, not a curated record
UCCCUUUAUUCAUGCGCUGAGGCUUCCACCCCCACACGCACCUUACGGCUCGACCGCAGAGAGUGGAAGGGGACCUGGAUGCGUGGGAGCCCCGUUUUACAGUCGACUGCCUAUUUCAUCGCCUAUUCGACACACUUGCACUCGCAGUUCGAGCAUCUCGCCGAGACCCGUGUUCGAGCAUGGCGCACAUAGCGCGAACGCACGCCAGCUGGAUAUCUGCCCUGGUCGUCGUGGCCAUCUGCGCCUCGUGUGUGACCUGGCUGUGCGUAACGAGGUUUCCUCAGAACCCCAGAGGAUCAAUCAUCAGUGCAGAGACUUUUGCGGCACACAUGCUCCGAGUCUAUCGAAAUGAAUCUCUCAAAGCACAGGGGAUUUUUAAAGUGGAUGGCUGUCAGGACGUCCAUCUGGCCUGGGAGGAGGAGUGCUGCGUCAGUCAUUUAUUUCUGGAUCGAAACAAAACGUGGAUAACUGUGAAAGAGACUGGCAUCUACCUGAUCUACGUUCAUGUGACGUACGGUCUCAAAAAAGGAAACGCCAGCGUAGAUCUUCAGCUUUUCGUGGACUUCAAUUACACAGGGAACAACGAAAUGGAAAAGCAAGAGUUGGCCGCCGUCUUUGAUACUCGACAGCUCACGGAGAAUGAACAAGAUGCCAGCCUCAGUGCCUUCCUUCUACUGAACAUGAAAGCAAUGGAAAAGCUGUCUGUACGGGCGUUCCCAAAGAAUCAGAUAAAGUGUGCCGACAUUCGACCAUUCUCCAGCUACAUCAGCAUCAUUAGGUAUGCUGACUAG